AUGGCCAGCCUGACUGAUUUUGUCGAUUUCUCCCCCACCUCCCUGGCGUUGUCCGCGGCGUCGAUCGCGUUCAACCCGAUUUUCUGGAACAUCGCUGCCCGCGCAGAGUACAAUAACCACAUCCUGACGCGCAUCUUCGGUGGCCCCUACAAGGGAUGCUACUUCCUCGCCUUCACUAUCUUCUCACUUGGUAUUCUGCGUGACCAUCUGUACCAGGUUGCCCUUGAUGAGCAGCCCUUUUACGCACCGGUGCACCAGCCCCUCAUCGGCGGUGUCCUGUUUGCUGUGGGCUCGGUCCUGGUGCUUUCCAGCAUGUGGGCACUUGGUGUGACUGGCACCUAUCUGGGCGACUACUUCGGUAUUCUCAUGGAUUCCCCUGUCACCGGUUUCCCGUUCAACGUGACCGGCUCGCCGAUGUACUGGGGAAGCACCUUGAACUUCCUUGGCGUCGCUCUAUACAAGGGAAAGGUGGCCGGCAUCCUUCUCUCGGCUAUGGUGUUUGUACUGUACUGGUUUGCCUUGAAGUGGGAGGACCCCUUCACUGCCGAGAUCUACGCCAAGCGCGAGCGCGAGCGCGCCAAGAAGUCUGGUGGCAAGAAGCAUUAA
Penicillium canariense is the source of this 606-nucleotide messenger RNA. Its product is annotated as bifunctional phosphatidyl-N-methylethanolamine N-methyltransferase/phosphatidyl-N-dimethylethanolamine N-methyltransferase. Gene Ontology annotation, biological process: phosphatidylcholine biosynthetic process. The transcript is spliced from 5 exons. The record is from RefSeq and is a predicted model, not a curated record. The coding region runs from base 1 to 606 and encodes 201 amino acids. Gene Ontology annotation, molecular function: S-adenosylmethionine-dependent methyltransferase activity. NCBI's taxonomy places the organism in Eukaryota, Fungi, Ascomycota, Eurotiomycetes, Eurotiales, Aspergillaceae.